Galleria mellonella (greater wax moth) is the source of this 4946-nucleotide messenger RNA. RefSeq names its product protein hunchback (gene hb). Lineage: Eukaryota; Metazoa; Arthropoda; Insecta; Lepidoptera; Pyralidae. The transcript is spliced from 3 exons. The coding region runs from base 188 to 2038 and encodes 616 amino acids. The record is from RefSeq and is a predicted model, not a curated record. Gene Ontology annotation, biological process: regulation of transcription by RNA polymerase II. Gene Ontology annotation, molecular function: DNA-binding transcription factor activity; RNA polymerase II cis-regulatory region sequence-specific DNA binding.
UGCAAGCCGCAGUGCCAAGCGGACUAUACCGCUCAGAUCGCGCGUGCUGAAGAUUGUUCAAAAAAAAAACAAAAAACGUUGCUGAAUUAUUUGUGUUUAUUUUAUAGUGACUUUAAAAGACCGAAGUGAAAAUAAAUUGAUGUUUAUAUUAGUGUGUUGUGUUUAAAAACUUUACCAGAAAGAAGGUAUGAUAAGUUGCGCAUCCCCCGCCGGCAUGCCGCCAGCUCCACACUCCGCUCACACGCAACCCUGGGGUCCCCUUCUGCAACCAACUGCAGUAAAAACGGAACCGAUGGACGAUACGAGCUUCUCGAAAGAACAAACAAGUGGAUUUUACUCCGAAGGGUUUCAUAGUGCUUCUCCUUCAUCCUCGAGUAAAGACUCUAACGGUCACUCUCCCCACAGCGUCGGCAGCGCUGGAGAACCGUCGCCCUACUAUGAUAAUGUGCAGCUCAAAGCUAAAGCAAAUUUGGGAGUUCAUCUAGAUUCCUACCGUGGCGCAGUACCAUACAACUUACUUACACCUCCAGGUUUCGAGCACAAAAUCAAUGAUGGACGUGAACCAUCACCAAGUUACGAAAUUGCAUAUUCCUCAAAAGUACCUCCUGCUCAUGUAUCCACGCCAAUAUCUCAUGCAGAUUCUACACCCCCAAAAUCACCCAGAACACCAUCAUCUUUGGAACAAGAACAGGAGCGAAGAUCGUUUGAAAGAUUCCAUGAUUCUGGCUUUGAUGGUGUUCAGAGCAAACAAGAUAUCGACGAUAGUCGUGAUGGAUCUGGCCUCGAGGACGAUUUUGAUGAAGAACCUGGACUCAGGGUUCCAGCCGUAAACUCACAUGGAAAAGUAAAAACAUUCAAAUGUAAACAGUGCGAAUUCGUAGCUGUCACCAAGCUUAGUUUUUGGGAACACAGUAAAGAACAUAUUAAACCAGAAAAAAUGUUAUGCUGUCGCAAAUGCCCAUUUGUAACUGAAUACAAACACCAUCUCGAAUAUCACAUGAGAAAUCAUUUGGGAUCAAAGCCAUUCCAAUGUAGUCAGUGCUCGUACUCAUGCGUCAAUAAAUCUAUGCUCAACUCACACCUCAAGUCACAUUCUAAUGUGUAUCAAUACCGCUGCGCUGACUGCAGCUAUGCGACAAAGUAUUGCCAUUCUCUGAAAUUACAUCUCCGUAAAUACCAACAUAAUCCAGCAAUGGUACUUAAUAUAGACGGCACACCAAAUCCUCUCCCAAUAAUAGAUGUCUAUGGAACUCGACGGGGUCCUAAACAGAAGCCUCUCUCAAAAAUCUUUGAACAACAAGUUUCUAUGAACAAUAAUGCCAAUCAAUCGCAGCCACCGCCCCCAACGCAUUCUCUAUUCGGAAGUCAUUUUCCAGUAAGCUUACCAUACUUGCCACCACUUUUACCUCCCUCGUUUCUCUUCCCUCCAAAUAAUAACUACGAGCAAAGAACAUCACCAAAACAAUGCGAAACGAUUUCUGAUAAGACAGCAGCGUCGCCACCCCCUUCAAUUUUACACCAACGCCUUUCCUACGGAGAGCGUCAACCAGAAACGGGUCCAAUAACAUCACCGGCCGUGUCACCAGUCGAUUUGCCUCGUAUACCGACCAUGCGAAAUACUUCUCCGGUACAAUCAAACGACGCUCUUGACCUUACAAACGGCAAAGCUAGCGAGGCAGGUUCACCGCCACCUACAGAACCACAAGCACCUGCAACACCUACUACGGCACUCAAAAAUAGAAGAAAAGGCCGUGCUUUUAAACUGCAGCCUGCAGCUUUAAGAUUACAACACGAGGAUGAUAAAAUGCGGGACGCUGAAGCCUCCGAAACGGAAUCCGAUGAAGACACGCCAUCUACCAAGGCGCAGAAUACUUACUCGUGUCAGUACUGCGAUAUUACCUUCGGCGACCUUACAAUGCAUACGAUACAUAUGGGUUUUCAUGGAUAUAAUGAUCCCUUCAUGUGUAAUAAGUGCGGAGAAAGAAGCGCCGAUCGUAUAGCAUUUUUUAUUCAUCUUGGCCGAGCUCAACAUGCUUAACUUUUUUAAGACUACUGUUAACAAUCCUAGUCAAAGCAAGUUACUUGAGCCGAAAUGAUAAUUAUAAUUAACUAAUUGUAGAAAUGAGCAAAACAUAGAUAAUGUAACUUUAGAAUUGUUUUAAUACUACUUCUAAAUUGAUUUAUAAGGCCAAAGAAUAUAAGUAGGUACACAUAAAAAUCAUGAAUUCAAAAACUGGGUUCGAUUAUUUUAUUAUGUAAACAUAUAAUAAUAUGUUUAUUUUAAAAUCUAAACCUUAUUUUUCAUGAUACUGUGCUUAAAAACUAAACAAUACGAAAUUAUUUUUACCUAAUGUUAUAUAUAAGUAAAGUAAAUUAUAGAUAGUAAGUAGAUAGACAACGGCAAGCUCGACUUUCAUAGAUGAUUUAGAGAACAUCCCGAAUAGAUUUAAGUACAUAGACGUGUGUUAUGCCCCAUGUUAUGUAAUAUAGCGAUUAGACUUUAGAAACGUGUGACCAAUAUGUAAACAAGACUGUAUAUCUUGAUUAAGUACAAAGAACAAAAGAAAUAAUCACAGGAAUACCUCCGUUUUACUUGUUCUAAGUUUGUUCUAUAUUUUAUUAUUUAUUAUCAAGUGAGGGAUUGCAAUUGGAGAAAUACAAACACUCGAUGUAUUUAAUACAACACAACAGGAUAAUUAAUAUUCGAUAUAUCAGAACACCAACACGUUAUUUUACCAAUAUUGUACAAUAUAUACAAACGGUGAAGUUACCUAUUAGUCCUUUAAAUACGUCGUAUACUAAGAAUAGGGAGAUAGGUGUUAUGUAAUAAGUAUCUAAUUAAACUAAUCAGAAUGUAUUUAUAUCGGCCAAAAAAGAAUUAUUUUAUUUAUUUAUCCUUAUGGUGUAACGUGUGAUAACUUUGUUUUAUAUAGACAUAUAGUUGUGUACUGAGAAUUUACGUUGUGCGAAUCAUCGAUUACUUGACGACGGAGAUUUUUAUUGUCAUUGUAAAUGGUUAUUCGAAAUUAGUCAUUGGAGUCAAUCUUUCUCUAAACCUACGGCUAAUUUUAAAAUUUGAUAUCACAGCGAAAUCUUAAUUAUAAAGACCAAUAUGAACUAAAUUUCUAAUAGAUUUUAUUCAAAGUGACUAUUAAGUUUAUGAUGGUCUGUAAAAUCGUAUUUUCGCAAAACUAUCAAAUUAAAAUUAGUUAACUUUAUUAUCGUUCGAAAAAUGUUUGAUUUUCAAUUUUUUUUUCGAAUUCUAAUGCACGAGAAUCGGCCCACUGAGACAUCCCAGUAUAGUCUUUAAAUACUAGAAAAAAAUUUUAGGAACAAAUUAUAAUUUUACUUAAAUUGCUUUAAAUAUUUGUGUAUUGUUUUGUAAUAUACUCAUCAAAAGUGUCUAGGAAUUAAGUACGUUUUAGACUAUGACUGCAAUUAAGAAUUAUGAUUUUGACUUUUUGAAUCGUUAUUGAUUGAUUAAUUGAUUUAUUUAAAUAUUUUUUUUUUAAAUAGAAAAUGAACUGUCAAUCAGGAUUCAUAUCAUCAUCAUUUCAUGAUUGGCUGAACGUCAUCAAGCUCUAAAACAGUACGUAGGCGUUUCGGAAGGGAUAUUGGUCUAUACUUCUUCAAAAGGGUAUUGUCAUCCCUCUUGAAGAUCAGGACUACCGCACUUCUACUCCAAGCCUCGGGCGUAACACUCUUCUGGAUGACGAAAUUAAAUAGCUUCUGAAGAACUACAAAUACCGGUUUACCGCCCGGUCUCAGAAGCUCUGCUGUAAUUCAGUCCUCCCCGGUGUCUUGCCGUUUUUAAGCUGUUUGAGAGCCAUUGUGUGAUUUGUGUCAAUGAUGAAAACACAGAAUAUACAUUUUUUUUUUUUUGAUAAAUAUUUAUAUUUAAAAAUGUACCUGAUCUCUAGACACUUUUGAUAUGUGUCUCUUUUCAUUUAAGAGUUUCCUCUUGUCGGUGCAACUAAUUCAUGCAUCUUCGUCCAGCGAGCUCUAUCCUUGACCUCCCCAUACGACAUGACACCUAGUGUUUCUUUUAUCUGUCCCAUGUAGUUAUUUCUCAAUCUUCCUCUUAUGCCCUUUAUUUUUCCUUCUAUGCUCUUAAAAAAAUCGUCAUGUCGUAUAAGGUGGCCCAGUAUUUUGCCUCUUCUAUUCUCUAUUAUUUUAAUUAAUAUUCUUUUCUCGUUCAUUCUUUUCAGGACUUCCUCAUUCGUUACUUUUUUCUGUACAGCUUAUCCUUUCUAUUCUCCUCCAUGUUCACAUUUCGAAUACCUCAAGCAUCUUUCUUUCUUUCUACGUCAUUGUCCAUGUUUCACAUCCAUAUAAUGCUUUGCUCCAAAUAUAAGUUUUUAUAAAUUUCAUAAGGAUUAUUUUGGAUAUUUUUGAUGUAAAUAAGAAAUAACUAUCUACUUAAGUCUGUAAAUUAAAAAUACCAAACAUAAUUCAUUUGUAUAACAUUCACAUAUACCAUUGAUAUAUCAACAACUCAUAGAUAGAUAUACUGUUAAUUUAUUUAUCAAAUGAUUUUUUUUUAAAUGUUAACAUAAUAGUUUAAGUAUUUAGUGUGCAAUUGUAACAAAAUUAAUAUGUAAUGAACACGAAAAUACCACCUUUUAAAGUCACUUCCAAAUUGUUCAUUGUUCAUAAAAUAUAUUGCACCGGCCUUUCAAUCGAACUGAAGUUGAUAGAAAAUACUUAUUAUUAUAAAUUGUUAAAAUUAAUAUUAUUAUUAAUUGAUUAACUUUGACAUUAAAAAUCACGAUUCGAAAUACAUUUUUGAAAAUCAUGCAUAAUUGUUUAAAAUCAGUACACAUAAAGUAAAAAUUGUGACUUAUGUUAAUUAAUAACCAAAUUAUUGUGUAUCUAUGAUAUUUAAGUUAUUAAAGGAAAUGAUAUUUAUUAUUGUAACUAUUGGAGAAUUUCGUUUGCGUGCUGAA